AUGGCAACAAAGAUGAAGAAAAUUCGAGACAUCAUCUUACGGUCUGGGAAACGCUUUGUCGACUUACGAAAAUAUAAAUUCAAGACUAACCACGACCCUGGUAAAUCGUCUGCGGCACCGACGGCUUCGUUUCAUCCUGCAACUAUAUCAAUCGCCCCUCCCGCCGCUGCCCAUAUAAUCACGUUGUCAUUUCAGGAGAUCGAGCCUGAGAACAUAUCACCUAGUACUGUAUUGACACCUAGAACACCUAGUACUGUAACAAUGGACACAGAUUAUACUUUUUGGAAGACAGAUGAUUCGGUUGUUGAGCCAGACUGCAGCUAUCCACUGAAAGACGGGCAUGAAUCUGAACACCUUGCUUUGGAAGUGGUGCAUCAGAUGUUUGAACAACUAAGAUUACUAGCCUCUGAAAACAAACAUCUGCCACAUUGUCGUCUCAUGUGA
Messenger RNA from Melampsora larici-populina 98AG31, 444 nucleotides. RefSeq lists its product as uncharacterized. NCBI's taxonomy places the organism in Eukaryota, Fungi, Basidiomycota, Pucciniomycetes, Pucciniales, Melampsoraceae. The transcript has 4 exons. The record is from RefSeq and is a predicted model, not a curated record. The coding region runs from base 1 to 444 and encodes 147 amino acids.